Messenger RNA from Seriola dumerili (greater amberjack), 1654 nucleotides. It is a transcript of the gene derl2, whose product is annotated as derlin 2. The record is from RefSeq and is a predicted model, not a curated record. The transcript has 7 exons. Gene Ontology annotation, biological process: endoplasmic reticulum unfolded protein response. Gene Ontology annotation, cellular component: Hrd1p ubiquitin ligase ERAD-L complex; endoplasmic reticulum membrane. The coding region runs from base 19 to 738 and encodes 239 amino acids. Gene Ontology annotation, molecular function: misfolded protein binding; ubiquitin-specific protease binding. Lineage: Eukaryota; Metazoa; Chordata; Actinopteri; Carangiformes; Carangidae.
GCUACCAGCUUGUCCAAAAUGGCUUACCAGACUCUACAGCAGGAGUAUCUACAGAUUCCUGUUGUUACCAGGGCAUAUACAACCGCAUGUGUCCUCACAACUGCUGCAGUGCAACUAGAGAUCAUCACACCAUUUCAGCUAUAUUUCAAUCCGGAUUUGAUUCUAAGGAAUUACCAGGUAUGGCGACUAAUAACCAACUUCCUGUUUUUCGGUCCAGUUGGCUUCAAUUUCCUGUUCAAUAUGAUUUUUCUGUACAGAUACUGUCGUAUGCUAGAGGAGGGCUCCUUCAGGGGACGCACGGCUGACUUCGUCUUCAUGUUCCUCUUUGGUGGGCUUCUGAUGACUAUAUUUGGCACUUUUGUGAGUCUGGUGUUCCUGGGCCAGGCUUUCACCAUCAUGCUGGUUUACGUGUGGAGUCGACGAAACCCAAACGUUCGCAUGAAUUUCUUCGGCCUGUUGAAUUUCCAGGCGCCCUUCCUGCCCUGGGUGCUGAUGGGAUUCUCACUUCUGCUGGGAAACUCCAUCAUCGUGGAUCUUUUAGGCAUCGCUGUUGGUCACGUGUACUUCUUCCUGGAGGAUGUUUUCCCCAACCAGCCAGGUGGUGGAAGGUGGCUCAAGACCCCGUCUAUCAUAAAGAUGCUGUUCGACACUCCAGAGGAAGAUGCCAACUACAACCCCCUACCUGAGGAGCGCCCAGGAGGGUUCGCCUGGGGAGAGGGACAGCGCCUUGGAGGUUAAAUCUGCCCCCAGGUCGUCCCUGAUUGUCAGGUCACUUCCAAGGACAUUCCCUCAGAGAGAUGAAGGGAGCGAACAUGGUCUUUGUUUUUGACGUGUUUGUUUAGUUCUGGGUGAAGAAUGCCAAACAACCACAACUGGUUUGGAGAGAACCAUUUGUUGUCUUUGUAUAUGGGCUUAAGUCAUCCUCAGAAACUCUUCUUGAUGCCAGAUCGUUGCUCUAAGACUAUUUGAGAGAACACAAGCUUCGGACGGAACUUUGGACAGUGAGCCUUUUGGCCUGGGUGAUGUUUUUCUCCAUCUCUGAAAAAACAUAUUGGUAUACACAACAACGGUCCUGUGAAAGAGGGAAAAAUGACGGCAGUAAAAUAUUAUCAAAUGAGUUUGUUCAGAUGGCAAGUGCAUUUUUUCUCAUUUCACUUUUUUAAAGAAUAAAUGUGUGUGGCAAAUGAUGCUUUGGUUUCAUCUCUGUUGACUGUAGUAGUGCUGCAUGAAACCAAAGGCUUCACACAAAUGAUAUCAUCUUGUAAUAUCACUCUCUCUAUAAAGCAACUCAUUUUAUACAAAUAUCAAGAUUUGUCCUGUGCCCUCGGCUUCAUAGUCCAGCUUCUCUUCCACCUUCAGCAGGUGAUGUUGUCAGAGCUGUGCUGCUUUUUUCUUUCACUGGUACAAACAGGCUUAUUAUUGCUUGCCUAUUUCUUUUUGUAUGUGACAAUACUUUUGGCUUAUUUAAUAGAUUUUGCACAAAAUAUUUAAUUAAUUUAAAUAUAUACUUACUGGCCCAGCAGCAUGUUUAGCUUAUGUUUGCUUUUGUGAAGGGAUAAGAAUUAAUGUGUUGUGGUGACAUGUCAUAUUAAGAGUAGGACUAAAAAGUUUUGUUGAAUUAUACUUGCACUUUAUAAAAAAAAAUCCUUCAUGA